Molecule: messenger RNA, 837 nt
Organism: Saccostrea cuccullata (small rock oyster)
Lineage: Eukaryota; Metazoa; Mollusca; Bivalvia; Ostreida; Ostreidae
Exons: 5
Coding region: 39-809 (256 amino acids)
Source: RefSeq, a predicted model, not a curated record
AAUGAGUUCACAAGAAAUAGAUAGGAAACAAGUUAACAAUGGCAGCGUUGAAGAGGUGUUUUUUCUUCGCUUUAUUCUUUCACGUCACAUAUGGACAGGUUCCAAUCCCAAACCACAAGCUUGGAUACGUGUAUGGAGACGUCAAGGGUUUGACUCCGAUCAAUGUAGAUGCUUUUAUGGGACCCGUGUGUCCUGAUAGUCAGAUGGCGUUCCCUACUCUUAAACAGCUGGCUGAGCAUUAUGGACCGGAAGUGUUAACACUCCGGAUGCACAUGUUCCCCCUUCCGUACCACAGGAAUUCGUUUCUUGUCGCAAUGGGUGCCCAGAUAAUCAAUCAACUAUCUGACUCACCACAAACCGUUUUUAACUGGACGGCCAGUGUAUAUAACAGAUUAGACAGCUUAUCUAACAACGCCACCAAGUCUAUGUCAGAAACCAUGGUCAUCAGUAUGUUAAGUGAUAUAGCGACCGGGAUAGGAAUGCAGAAAGCGACAUUUAUCGGAAAGAUGGCGGACCCUAACAUUGAUGAAGACACAAGAGUGGAAUGGAAAUACACAUGCACUCGUGGAAUAUCCGGAACCCCAAUGUUUACGAUCAAUGACGUAAUAGUGCAGGCUGAUGCAUCUUGGGGUCUAGAGGAGUGGAAGAAAGUCAUAGAUCCACUCCUGAAAAGGUCCAGCUCUUCUAACCACUCUGCAAGUUCCACUGGUUGUAAGAUUGGUACCACCAAGUGCGAGUAUCUGCCAGGAAAGAUUGAGUGCUGUACCAAAGGUGAAGGGUGUAUACCGAACGUAGGCUGUCGUUGUUAAGGCGCUAUAUAAUAAAGGCGUAUAACAC